This is a messenger RNA of Chlamydomonas reinhardtii, 1738 nucleotides long. RefSeq lists its product as uncharacterized. The coding region runs from base 43 to 1320 and encodes 425 amino acids. Lineage: Eukaryota; Viridiplantae; Chlorophyta; Chlorophyceae; Chlamydomonadales; Chlamydomonadaceae. The record is from RefSeq and is a predicted model, not a curated record. Gene Ontology annotation, molecular function: ferrous iron binding; oxidoreductase activity. The transcript is spliced from 6 exons.
AGUGCUGCGCGGCUCUACCUAGCUGCUACCAUCAUACUAGCGAUGCUGGUUGAUGCACAUGCGUACGUCGUAGGUGGCGUGGUGUUACCACAUGGCGCACUCCUGCUCGAACCGCGCAACUCCAACCUCACGGACGCAUCCGGCUUGGACGUCGCAUUCGCGCUGCAUUAUGCGGCGCUAGAAACGGGGAGGUUCUUGCGCGACCUAGAACCGGAGCUGCUUGUGGUUGUCACCCCGCAUGGCCUAGCCGUGCCGCAGCAAUUCCUGCUCUACAACGACCCCCGCGCAGAGGGCGGCGUGUCGUUUGAGGAGUGGAACCUGCCAUGCACCCACGCGCCCUGUAGCUACAGCGCCGGAAUGAAUCUGGAUGUGCACGUCACGGAGAAGCUAACGGCAGCUCUCAUGGCCGCCGGCGCCAGCGUGACUAGCAUCUCAGGCUUUGGGCCCCCAGGCGCGGGUGACCGACCACUCCCGUUGGGCUGGGCCGAAGUCAUACCGGCCUACUUCAUCCAACGGGCAUACAACGAGUCAAAUGCGGGGCCGGCAGCAGGUUCAGCAGCAGUAUCUGAGGCGACAUCACGCCCGCAGAGUCUCAGCGGCAGCACACAGGGGAGCGGGGGGCUAGAGGCAGGGCAGGCGCAGGCACAAGCGCAGAGGCAGGGCCAGGGGCAGGCUCACAAGCAAGUGCGCCCUGAUCGCAGCUUGGCUCGCAGGCGCCUGGUCGCCAGCAGUCAGUCCACACAUGGCACACACGCCGCUGCUGCCUCCGAAAGCAGCGCCCGACCUACAAGCAUAUACGCGGGCAGCGCGGAAGCGACGGAAUCAGCCAACGGCGAGGCGGCAGCUGCGGCGGCGGCAGACGCGCGCUCCGCGGCGCCGCGGCUGCCGCGGGCGGUCUUGUUGGGCCUGCCUUCCCGGCGCUACGAUCGCAGUGUGUCCAUGGUUCCCGAGCUGUUGGCUCUGGGCCGGCACCUGUUCACAUACCUGGACCCACUGGACCUCCGGGUGGCAGUCGUGGUUAGCGGGGACCUGGCUCACACCUGGUCAGCCGACGGCCCCUACGGCUUCAGCGAGCACGCCGCCAAGUUCGACGCCGCCGUGCAGGACUGGGCGCGGCAGCUGGACAGGGACGCGCUGAUCAAGGUUGCUGCCAAGCAUGUGGGUGAGGCUAAGUCCUGUGGCUUCCCCGGCCUGGUGGCGCUGCAGGGCGUCAUUGACAGCGUCAAACCGGACAACCUACACAGCGUGCUGCUGGAGUAUGGGCACCCCUUGUACUAUGGCAUGAUGUGCGCCCUGUUCGACUUCCAAGGUGAUGCCUGAUCAACCAGUGCCUUCAGAGGGGUACCAGCAUGACAUUACCCCCGCGCGGCGUCGCAUUGCAUGUGAGGCCCAGGCCUGGAAUUAAGAAGGCCCAAGCCUGGCGACUUACAGUUACAAGCAGGAUGCGAAGCAUGGGAAGUGCUGUUCACGCCCGUGGUUCUGCUCAUACCACCCUGCGCGGGGAGGAAGAGGUAACGCGGGCGUGGGGACCAGAACCCUAAUAAGUGAGAUCGGCCAGGUCACGUGGAAUGGAUUUUAAAGCGCGAACUCUAAGUUGUAUGAUCUUAGCUGGUGGUUCACGAGCGCAUAGAACCAGCAAGCUGUACUAAGGCGUAAUUUCGGCGGGGGUCGGAACCCGAGGAUUCGUCAGCUUUCCAAACGGCGGCGUGCAUGGCUACCUCUGUAAUUCUAGAGGCUU